Molecule: messenger RNA, 1605 nt
Organism: Fraxinus pennsylvanica
Lineage: Eukaryota; Viridiplantae; Streptophyta; Magnoliopsida; Lamiales; Oleaceae
Source: the annotation of a GenBank genome assembly
AUGUGCAAUCUAAACACCACCCCAGCACUCACAGAUCAUCAAGAUCAAAAACCCUUCACGGCGGCGCCGCCGCAACAAGCCCACCUCUUUCUUGAUCUAAUAUCCUUCAAUCCGCAAAAGCCCACCAAAGAAACCCAAGAAAACCCACACCAAAUAGUUCUCCUGCCAACCCCAUCAGAGUUUUUAAACGAAAUUAAACAACUCUUCAGCCUUGCUUUUCCCAUAGCAUUAACUGCACUUAUUUUCUAUUCUCGCUCUAUACUUUCGAUGCUUUUUCUAGGUCACCUUGGUGAUAUUGAACUGGCUGCAGGCUCAUUAGCCAUAGCAUUCGCUAAUAUCACCGGUUAUUCAUUGCUAUCGGGUCUUGCACUAGGAAUGGAGCCCCUUUGCUCGCAAGCCUUCGGCGCUCAACGACCGAAGCUCCUUUCUUUAACACUGCAGAGGACGAUUAUUUUUCUUCUGAUUUGUUCUAUACCAAUUACAUUUCUUUGGAUCAAUAUUUCCAAGAUUCUUCUGUAUUUACAUCAAGAUCCCAACAUCACACGCUUGGCUCGCACGUAUCUUGUUUUUUCACUUCCUGACCUUAUUACAAAUUCAUUUAUUCAUCCUAUAAGGAUUUACCUUCGGGCGCAAGGUAUUACUCAGCCACUUACAAUGGCUUCACUUGCUGGAACUGCCGUGCAUUUGCCCAUCAAUUACUUGUUCGUUUUUCGGCUCAAGUUUGGCGUGUCUGGUGUUGCAGCUGCAUCCGCUGCUUCAAAUGUUGUCGUGUUAUUGACGGUUAUUAUCUACGUCUGGGCCCGUGGAUUGCACGUGCCAACAUGGACGAAGCCGAGCCGGGAGUGCUUGACUGGCUGGGCUCCGCUCGUUCAACUAGCUGCGCCUAGCUGUGUUUCGGUUUGUCUAGAGUGGUGGUGGUAUGAAAUUAUGAUAGUGUUGUGUGGACUUUUAGUGGACCCCAAGGCAACUGUGGCAUCCAUGGGAAUUUUAAUUCAAAUGACGUCCUUGCUUUACGUGUUUCCCUCGUCACUCGGGUUUGCUGUGUCGACUCGGGUUGGAAACGAACUCGGUGCGAACCAACCUCAAAAAGCUCGAGUCUCGGCAAUUGUAUCAAUUUUCCUAGCCGGUCUAAUGGGCUUAUUCGCUAUGAUAUUUGCAACAUUAGUUAGAAAUUUGUGGGCUCGAAUGUUCACGGAUGAUUUCAACAUCAUACGAUUGACAUCUGCUGCUUUGCCAAUUUUAGGUUUAUGUGAGCUUGGGAAUUGUCCCCAGACCAUCGGAUGUGGGGUCGUACGUGGGACCGCCCGACCGUCAACUGCGGCUAACGUGAAUCUUGGUGCAUUCUAUCUAGUGGGGAUGCCGGUGGCAGUUGGGUUGGGCCUCUUGCUAGGUGUUGGAUUUUGUGGACUUUGGAUUGGAUUGCUAUCUGCCCAAGUUUGUUGUGCUGGUCUUAUGCUAUAUGUGGUCGGGACCACGAAUUGGGAGUACCAAGCCAUGAGGGCACAGGUGCUCACAUGUACAGGAUGUGGUGAAACAGUAUUGCCUAAUGACUCUGAUCGUGAGAAUGAUAGAGAGCCCUUGAUUUGUGUAACAGUGAUAUCAUGA